GAGAGUAGGAAGGAGGAGGAGAAUGAGGAAGACAGAGGCAGUGUUCUACGCGGAUACCUACCAUCCGAUCCAAGCCGGAAGCAUCGACGGCACGGACACUCUCCCCCACGACAGCGCCGUCUAUCGCGCCUGGCUUUGCUCCUCCGCCGCCCUCUAUGACCCCUCCGGCGAUCCCAAGCUCAUCGGCGACCCCUAUUUCACUCUCUUCGUCGCCCGCCUCUCUCCCCUCAGCACCGAAAACACUCUUCGUCAGGCUAUGAGCAAGUAUGGUCGGGUUAAGAACUUGCGUUUGGUCAGGCAUAUUGUAACCGGUGCCUCGCGUGGCUAUGCUUUCGUUGAGUAUGAAACCGAAAGGGAGAUGCGGCGUGCAUACAAGGAAGCUCACCAUUCCCUUGUUGAUGAUUAUGAAAUUAUCGUGGAUUACAACAGACAGCAGUUGAUGCCAGGAUGGAUUCCAAGACGAUUAGGAGGGGGUUUCGGUGGUAAGAAGGAAUCUGGACAACUUCGAUUUGGAGGACGAGAAAGACCAUUUCGAGCUCCCAUAGUGUUAGGUGUGGAAGGAUUAUAUGCACUUAUCUGUUUCUUUUUAACCAGUCGUAUCCCAUAUGAUGACCUGGAGAAACUUGGAAUCCCACCUCCACCAGAAGGGCGAUACAUGUCCCGCUAUCAGGACCCAUCCCCACCUAGAAGAAAAAGAAGCUCAGUAGAUAGGGAAGAAGGUACUCACAGAAGGUCAAUGGAUAGGGAAGCGAACAUACACAAAAGCAAUCCUGCAGAUAACGAUGACAGGUUUCACAAAAGAUCUAUGGAUGGGGACUACCAUUCAUCCAGAAGGAGCUCUGAUGAGUCAGCUCAACGCCAUCGCAGUAGGAGCUCUAGAGAUAGAGAAGAAGGUACUCACAGAAGGUCUACUGAUAGGGAAGCAAGCAUACCCAAAAGCAGUCCUGUCGACAAGGAAGAGUCGUUUCGUAAAAGAUCUAUGGACCAGGAGGGCCGUUCAUUCAAAAGGAGCUCUGUUGAGACCGAAGAAUUCCAUCGCAGCAGGAGAUCUGUGGACAUGGAAGAGCGUUCACACAAAAGGAGCUCUAGGGAUAGGGAUGAGCGUUCUCACAAGCGGCACCAGUCCCGUCACUAUGAGAGGUCUACUAGUCAUGAUCGCUCUUAAAAUUCGGAACUGCGAAGGGCAGCAAUGGUAAUGAUGUGUAAAACCUUAAGGAGAGGAGUGAGGAUAUCUGACCAAGCAAAUGUUUCCUUUGGUUAAGACCCUGCUGGAACACUAAGAACUAGUGAUUGAGCACAAAAUGCAGGAGGAGCUAUUGGUGGACUUCAGUUUAUCAGAAUAGAAUUGGGCAACAUUAAGACUCCUGCUAAGGUAGCCAGCUUAUUGCUGAUCCAUUUUUUGGUAUAGUAUAGAGUACUUAGCACGAGGAUUACACAACUGGGGCAGAGCAGAAACAGUUAGUUUUGAACUUUUAUUUUUGCUCCUGAAAGUCGGCAAAGAUUAUUAAAGUUUAGUUUCAGCGUAAGUUAAGCGUUUGCUCAAACUUUACUCUACUCAGCAUCACAAUAUAAGAUCAGCUCCGCGCAAAUUGCGGAGGUACUCUGAACUAAUACUGUGUUGACUCAACAUUUGAGAAAGUUUUAGAAAAGAGAGUUGGCUGCUCGCAUUGUGGAAUCUUUAGAUCACAUCUUCAAGGGGUGCAGCUUCUCCUCGAGAGUGGUCAAAACUCCACUUGUGGUGAGUUCUUUUCCACAUUCUCCCACCCUCUUUGUGACUGGUUGUUGGUUAGUUUGAAGUCAAAUGUUUCAUGCAUACAAGGUGCCUUGGUACUGCUUGCUGUGGCUCUUUGGUACAUUUGGAAGUGGAGAUGUAGUGGUAUAUUUGAUCCAGUUCCAGACGGACAGUAGUGCACAUUGUAAGAGAUCAAUCAGGAAAUCAAAGAGUGGAUUUGGCAAUCAGAAGUUGAUAUCAAGCAGAAGCAAUGACCUUAGAAAUCAUGGAGCAUCUUUGUAUGUUUAACCCUUGUAGGUUUUCAAGUGCUGUAGGGAAAGAAACCACCGUAUUUCACCAGGGGUUGGUAAAAUUAAUAUGUCAUGCUUCAAGGUUUCCAGUUAGUAGUCUGUAACCAUUAACCAUUACUCCAUAUGUAAUAUGUUUAUUAUAUUGCAACAUUAUAGAUUCGGUAGAAGCAUUCUUACUCUA
Molecule: messenger RNA, 2203 nt
Organism: Rosa chinensis
Lineage: Eukaryota; Viridiplantae; Streptophyta; Magnoliopsida; Rosales; Rosaceae
Product: U11/U12 small nuclear ribonucleoprotein 35 kDa protein
Exons: 8
Coding region: 23-1165 (380 amino acids)
Biological process (GO): mRNA splicing, via spliceosome
Cellular component (GO): U12-type spliceosomal complex; precatalytic spliceosome
Molecular function (GO): mRNA binding; snRNA binding
Source: RefSeq, a predicted model, not a curated record